UCCUUAUUUGUGUGCCACAAACAAAUGCAUCAGCAUUGCUCCUCCCUUAAAUUUCCCCCUCCAUGACAAAGAGACACAGGAGAGGAAGAUAGGAAAACUUUGGUGAACGGCAGCAACUCAAUAAUGGCUCAGCUGGACAACAGUCGAAGAUAUGGGGCGAGUCCUAAAACUUCAGUGCCCGCAUCGGUAGACCAACUUCUCCAAGCCGGUGAUCCCCAGAAUUUGCCGGUGGCGGCCUCGCCUUCAUUCAGGAGGGACUAUGAACAAGAAGAUGAUCACAACCCCCCUAGCAAGAAAUCAGUCCUUGCCAAAGUGAGAGAGAAGGCUAAGAAAUGGAAACAAACUCUUGUCAAGAAGAAGCAUGACAAUGAUGAUAACGCCACGCCUGCGUGGGGUGUUAACUUGGAAGAUGAGAAUGAGGAGGAAGAGGAUCCUGAGUAUCUUGGAGCCCCAAUGUAUGAAUCAGAGCUGGCACCUGAGGGCUACAAGGAGACUGCAAGGCAGCAUCCGAGAGCGAUUCCCGUGAUUCCUGAGAGUCAUGUUUUGCCGAGUAAUGCCAGAAAUGAGGCGAAUGAUCAACCAAAAGAGAGCACUCCUAUUCCUAAUGCGACCAAAACAAUAACUGAAACUGUGACUGAGAAGCUAGCACCUGCUUAUGCCACAGUAGCAGAAGCAACCCAGACGAUAGCUUCCAAGAUUCAAGGCCUGACUGUCGCUGCCGCCACAUCAACACCUACCACUGGAGGGAAUGGGAGUAGCAGUGAGCAGCAAAUAUGGGAUAAAGGGGUUUCAGUGAAAGAGUAUCUUAUGAACAAGCUGGAGCCAGGGGAAGACGAGAGAGCACUUUCUCAAGUUAUCUCCGAUGCCAUUAGUCCAAGAAAAACUCCUGGUGAAAUGGGUGUGGUGGAGAAGGUUAGAGAGGCUGUCACUAUGUUGCUCCGGAAUGGAGAAUCCUCCCCAUCAACAACUGCCACAAUUCCAAAAUCAUCAUCAAACAUUCCCAUCACCAAGCCAUCAUCAAUCUCUCCCAUCUCUACCAAAUCACCAUCAAACAUUUCCAUCUCUACCAACUCAGCAUCGUUAUCUCCCCUUGCUACCAAGUCACCACCAAAUAUUCCCAUCUCCACCAAGUUGGCAUCACAAACUCCCCUCGCCACCAAUUCGGUACCACAGCUUCCCCUUUCUACCAAUUCAGCAUCACAAGUUCCCCUCUCUUCCAAAUCACAAACACACAUUCCCAUCUCUACCAACGCUUAUGAAGCUAAUGUGGAGGAAGAAAAUCAUGGAAGGAUACUCCAAACCAACUGAGGAAGAAGCAAGAAAGGGUUUUCUGUGUGUUCAGUGUACGAGUUUGAUGUAUUAAUAAAUAGUAAGCAUUCAUCAUUUUCUCCAUUGGUAUAAGCUUGAUUCUCUAUAUUUAGCCUGCAUUUCUACCUCAAUGUAUCACAGCAAUAAAU
Messenger RNA from Vitis vinifera (wine grape), 1457 nucleotides. RefSeq lists its product as uncharacterized. The coding region runs from base 124 to 1308 and encodes 394 amino acids. NCBI's taxonomy places the organism in Eukaryota, Viridiplantae, Streptophyta, Magnoliopsida, Vitales, Vitaceae. The record is from RefSeq and is a predicted model, not a curated record. Gene Ontology annotation, biological process: response to abscisic acid. The transcript is spliced from 4 exons.